This is a messenger RNA of Eublepharis macularius, 1691 nucleotides long. Its product is annotated as zinc finger and SCAN domain-containing protein 21-like. Gene Ontology annotation, biological process: regulation of transcription by RNA polymerase II. Gene Ontology annotation, molecular function: RNA polymerase II cis-regulatory region sequence-specific DNA binding; DNA-binding transcription factor activity. The record is from RefSeq and is a predicted model, not a curated record. The transcript is spliced from 3 exons. NCBI's taxonomy places the organism in Eukaryota, Metazoa, Chordata, Lepidosauria, Squamata, Eublepharidae. The coding region runs from base 16 to 1593 and encodes 525 amino acids.
AACAUACCAAACCACAUGAAACAGGAGUCUCCGAAGACAAAGCCGUGGGAUGCCCAGUUGCAAGAAUUCCUGAAAGUGAUGGAGUCCUCUCAGUCAGGGAGCAGAAAUCCACACCAUCUAGGGCUGACGGUGAGAGACGAGGCCAGGACUGUUCCGUCCCCUUUGGGGGAAAUGUCUGACACCAGGGAGCAUCCAAAAGAACAGAGGCUGACCCAACACCUACCAGGCCUCAGAAGAGAAAUCCAACAUGGGGGUAAUAUCUCAUUAGCCAAAGACCAAGAAGGGUAUGGCAAAGUGAAAGAAGAAAUCCUGGAGGAAGAGACCAUUGGUGCCGACAUCAAAUGCCGGCUUUUCCGGACGUACCGCUACCAAGAGGCCAGGGGACCACGAGAGGCUUGUGGUCGCCUCUGGGAACUUUGCCAUCAGUGGCUGAGGCCGGAACAACACUCCAAGGAGAGAAUCCUGGAGCUGCUGAUCCUGGAGCAGUUCUUGACCGUCCUGCCCCUAGAAAUGCAGAAGCACGUGAGGAAAGGCAGGCCAGAGACCUGUGCCCAUGCAGUUUCCUUGGCUGAGGGUUUCCUGGAGAGAGGUUCACCUGAGGAAAGGAUGGAAGAACAGGUGUCGAGGCAGUUUGAGGAGAGAGCACCUAGUUUUCCUGAAGUGGAGGGGGCUCCUUCAAACAUCUGGCAGGGACCACACUUCAGGGAGAUCAAACAGGAGGGCGACAGAGAUGCUACCUCGCAGGCAGGAGAUGGGAAGGAGCAGAACCAACUGGGAAAUUCAAGGAAACUGGAACCACCGUGGAUGUUUUCCGGAAGAGCCAAACUAAGUGUUCCCUGGCCUGAUCGAGGAGACGUUUCUGCGAACCAGGAGCAAACUUACCCCGAGAAGGAGGGGGACAAGUUUAUUAAUUCUCAGGGUAGGUAUGUGGAACUCGAUGGCAGUGCGGUCCAGCUAACAAUCCCCUUGGGGGAGGUGCAGAAGAUCAGAAACGAGAGGGAGAAGGCGUGCGUUCAUUGCGGGAAGGACUUCCAGCUGAAGUGUAACCUUCAGGCCCACGAGAGAACUCACACGGGAGAGAAACCGUAUAAGUGUUCUGUCUGUGGGAAAGGCUUCAGCACAAGAGCCUACCUGAUCACUCACGAGAGGAUCCACACGGGCGAGAAACCUUACCAGUGCUCCGACUGCGGGAAGAGCUUCUGUGACAAUUCCAACCUGAUUGUGCACAAGAGGACCCACACGGGGGAGAGGCCAUACCAAUGCACUGACUGUGGAAAGAGCUUCCGGGAAAGGCCGGUCCUCAUCAGGCACCAGAGAAUCCACACGGGCGAGAAACCAUACAAAUGCAGGGACUGUGGGAAAAGCUUCAGCCAGAGCUCAGGCCUCCUGGUGCAUGAGAGAACUCACACACGAGAAAAACCGUACACUUGCACCGACUGCGGGAAAAGCUUUGGGGGCAAUUCGAACCUGCGGGUGCAUAUGAGAAUCCACACGGGAGAGAAGCCAUACAAGUGCUCAGACUGUGGGAACAUCUUCAGUGACAGGUCCCUCCUCCUUAGGCACCGGAGCACCCACCAUGAAGGAAAGAGCUAAACAUGGAUUGUAGCAUUGUCCUCAUGGGUAGGGUACUUGGGCAUUUUUAGGGUCUGAAAACCCCGUAAUGUCUGGAAACAAAACAUUUGACAGCCCCA